UAUAAAUUUGUUUCGAUUGAUCUUCGAUGUUAUCAGUGUCCCAGUGAUUUGCUCGCUACCAUCUAUAAAUUCAAACCGAAACUUUGACAAAAUGUUCAAAAUUUGUCUUGUAGCCGCUGUAUUGGCUGUUGUUGGGUCUACUCCGAUUCCAGAGGCGAAUCCGAUAGCCAGGGCCGUCCCGGCGCCGAAGGCGCUUCCGAAGCCCGAUUACUACGCUUACGCGGCUCCUCUGGUAGCCGCUCCGUACGCUUACGCUUCCGCUUACAGCACUCCGUUGGCUUACUCGAGCUACGCCUAUCCGUACUCGUACUAUUCGUACUCGGCUCCUUACGUUGUAGUUUGAUGAUUUUAUUGAAGCGUUGAUUGAUUUUAUUAUUUAUGUUCUCGUAUUUCUCGAAUAAAAUGUUACAUUAACGAAUUUUUGGGAGUUUUUAUUUUAU
Molecule: messenger RNA, 440 nt
Organism: Phyllotreta striolata
Lineage: Eukaryota; Metazoa; Arthropoda; Insecta; Coleoptera; Chrysomelidae
Source: the annotation of a GenBank genome assembly